AUGUUAAGGAAUUCUACUCUGUUUUCUGAGACCCCAGUGACAUACUGGGGGCAAUUCGAUGACAUUUCAAAAUACAACCCCCAGCUUAACGUUGUCGAAAGACUUUGGACUGCUUGGUAUGCUUGGAUGCAGAAUGAUGUUCUCGCAACUGGCAUCAUGUCGUUUGUCAUGCAUGAGCUUGUUUAUUUCGGUCGCUCCUUGCCAUGGAUCCUCAUAGAUAGCACGGGGUUUUUGAAAAACUACAAAAUACAAAAUAACAAAAUACCCUCAGUACGAGAACAAUGGGACUGUGCGAAGUUUGUCUUGCUCAGUCAUUUCACUGUGGAAUUGCCACAGAUUUGGCUCUUUCACCCAAUGGCUCAAUUCUUCGGCCUUUCGACCUCCGUUCCGUUCCCGUCUGUCUGGACCAUGGCUUACCAGAUUGCGGUGUUCUUUGUACUUGAAGAUACUUGGCACUACUUUUCUCACCGCGCGCUACACUGGGGCCCUCUCUAUAAGGCGAUCCACAAGAUCCAUCACCAGUACUCAGCGCCUUUUGGAAUGGCAGCUGAGUACGCCUCACCUAUUGAAGUCAUGAUUCUGGGCUUUGGCACCGUUGGGUGCCCGAUCCUCUGGUGUGCAAUCACCGGGGACUUGCAUAUUUUCACCAUGUAUGUUUGGAUUGUGCUACGUCUGUUCCAGGCGGUCGACUCGCACAGCGGCUAUGAGUUUCCUUGGAGUCUUCACCACUUCCUUCCAUUCUGGGCCGGUGCCGAUCAUCAUGACCUGCAUCAUGAGAAAUUCGUGGGAAACUAUUCGAGCAGUUUCAGGUGGUGGGAUUACCUGCUCAAUACCGAGUACUCUCUUGAGGCGACUCAACGACGGAGAGAAGAUAAGGUGUCCAAGAAGGCGCAGUAA
Messenger RNA from Aspergillus campestris IBT 28561, 897 nucleotides. Its product is annotated as sterol desaturase family protein. Lineage: Eukaryota; Fungi; Ascomycota; Eurotiomycetes; Eurotiales; Aspergillaceae. Gene Ontology annotation, molecular function: C-4 methylsterol oxidase activity; iron ion binding. Gene Ontology annotation, biological process: ergosterol biosynthetic process. The record is from RefSeq and is a predicted model, not a curated record. The coding region runs from base 1 to 897 and encodes 298 amino acids. The transcript is spliced from 3 exons.